Lolium perenne is the source of this 588-nucleotide messenger RNA. Its product is annotated as flavin-containing monooxygenase FMO GS-OX-like 2. Lineage: Eukaryota; Viridiplantae; Streptophyta; Magnoliopsida; Poales; Poaceae. The record is from RefSeq and is a predicted model, not a curated record. Gene Ontology annotation, molecular function: N,N-dimethylaniline monooxygenase activity; flavin adenine dinucleotide binding; NADP binding.
AUGGAGAAGCUCGCCCGGGGCGGCUCGGUGGUGCUCGGCAGCGGCGUUCUGGCGUUCCCCGGCGGCGGCCAAGACGUGGACGGGGUGCGGCGCGCGGCGGCGGAUCUGGGGGCGUCGGCGGCAUGGCCUAGGGAGGAGUUACCAAAAAAAUCAGACGGUAGUCGGGUCAAAGCCGACGCCAUCUUGUAUUGUACUGGAUACAUGUACAACUUCCCGUUCCUAGGUCACGAUGUUGGUAUUUUUGUGGAUGAUAAUCGCGUAGAUCCAACAUACAAGCAUGUGUUCCCACCACAUUUAGCUCCUCGCAUAUCCUUCAUUGGAUUGUCCCUUCAGGCUCUCCAGUUUCCAGUGUUUCAACUGCAAAGCAACUGGGUGGCCAGAGUCUUAUCAGGAAGGUCUGAGCUCCCAUCACAAGAGGAAAUGAUGGAGGAUAUGGCAGCAUUUUACUCAGAGUUGGAAGCUAGAGGAUGCCUGAAAAUAUACGCUCAUGACCUAGGAGAAUGCACGUAUGAGUCUGAGGAUUGGGUUGCAGAUCAAUGUAGGUUGGAGAGGAUUGAAAGGUGGAUGAAAGAGAUGUUUGUUCACUAG